CGCGGGCGACAAGAUGGCGGCGCCCGGCGGCGGCAUGGAAGCCGGGGAGGAGGCCGAGGGAUUGGUUUUAGGGCGGCUGGAGGAGGAGGCGCUGAAGCGGCGGGAGCGGCUGAAGGCCCUGAGGCAGCGAACGCUCCAGAACAAAGAGGGCGAAGAACCUGAAUCCAAAGUUCCCAGAGAAGAUGAGGAAGAGGAGCCAAUCAAGCACAGGGAGAUCAAGCUGCGGAAUUACGAUCCCGAGGAUGAGGAGCUGAAGAAGAGGAAGCUGCCCCCGGCCAAACCGGCCUCAGUGGAGGACACGGUGAAGGAGCAGCUGGAAGCGGCCAAGCCGGAGCCCAUCAUUGAUGAGGUGGAUUUGGCAAACUUGGCUCCCAGGAAACCCGACUGGGAUUUGAAGCGGGAUGUGUCCAAGAAGCUGGAAAAGCUGGAGAAGAGGACGCAGAGAGCCAUCGCGGAGCUGAUCCGAGAACGCCUGAAAGGGCAGGAGGGGGAGCUGGCGUCGGCGGUGGGAUCGGCAAAGCAGGAGGGAAGCGACUCCGACUGAGGAGAAUCCAUCGGGAACGGGCUCCGGAUCUGCCUCGCGCCCACCCCGCGUCCCUCAGAUCCCUUCCCAGUCUGGGACCGCUUUUCCCGAAAUUCCCGAAUCCUGCCGUGCCCGGAGGAGGGGCAGAUCCAAGGAGCCUGGCCGGCUGCUGAGGAGCUUCCAUGGAAAAGCUCCCUGGGAUUGUGGGGGGUUGAUGGGAGCAGGAAAGACUCCCCAAGUUAGCUGGAACUUCCUUGGAGCAAGGAAAAAUGGGAAAACUCCGGGAUGGGGCCGGAAAGGUCAAUCCAGGCUCGUUGGGAAAGGAGGGAGAUGCCAACAGCCCUUGGAAAAGCAGGAUCAUUUCCCAGGGAUUGGUGCUCCUGUUCCUGUGCAGAGACUCCUUGAGGCUCUGAGUAUUUGGGAAUGUGCACGGCCAGCCGCGGAAUUCCUGCGGGAAUGUGGCUCGGGAACUGUUGGCUGCUCUGCAUCCAGCAGUUUGUUUCACGUGGGAUUUGCUUUGCUCCCGGAAUUUCCCGACCCUCCAGGAGCUCCUCCUCUUGGGGUUUUUUAUUGUUAACGGAUCUUUUCCUAAUAAAACAAUUCCAU
This is a messenger RNA of Hirundo rustica (Barn swallow), 1129 nucleotides long. It is a transcript of the gene CCDC12, whose product is annotated as coiled-coil domain containing 12. Gene Ontology annotation, cellular component: post-mRNA release spliceosomal complex; U2-type spliceosomal complex. NCBI's taxonomy places the organism in Eukaryota, Metazoa, Chordata, Aves, Passeriformes, Hirundinidae. The transcript has 7 exons. The coding region runs from base 14 to 544 and encodes 176 amino acids. The record is from RefSeq and is a predicted model, not a curated record.